This is a messenger RNA of Fusarium subglutinans, 669 nucleotides long. RefSeq lists its product as uncharacterized. NCBI's taxonomy places the organism in Eukaryota, Fungi, Ascomycota, Sordariomycetes, Hypocreales, Nectriaceae. The transcript is spliced from 3 exons. Bases 1 to 669 code for a protein of 222 amino acids. The record is from RefSeq and is a predicted model, not a curated record.
AUGUUAACACUCCUCUCUCCCCACUACAAAGCCCAGGAAGUUACAAGAGGUGACCUUGUCAUCGCCUCGACGGCGUUCGGCUUCACGCUUGGUUUUGGAUGGUUGACUGUCUUCAAGGCCAUUAGGCAGACCUGGCAGGUGUAUCAGCGCCAUGGCCUACGGGUGUUUCGAAAUGCUUAUAUUAUAAUGGUCUGGGGGGAGUUGACGGUCUUCACGUCAUGGGCUCUUCAGGUCCAAUUCCUCCUCCAAAUCAUCGUCAACCGCUGCGGUAUCCUCCUCACCAACAAAAAGAAAGCAUACCGCCUCAAAGUCCUCAUCGGCACACUUAUAACGGCCGUUAAUAUUUCCGUCUACUGCAUAUGGAUUCCAGCGCGAUUGCAAGUAUCUGAGCGAUAUAUCCACAUCAAUGAGUGGUGGGACCGAUGCGAAAAAGUCAUCUAUCUUAUUGUCGACGGCUGUUUGAAUUUCUACUUCAUCCACAUCGUUCGAAAAAAUCUUAUUAUUCACGGCCUUACCAAGUACAAGAGGUUGACGCAUUUUAAUAUGAUUAUCAUUGGGUUUUCCUUGAGCAUGGAUGUUCUUAUCAUUGCCAUGAUGAGUUUACGAAAUACCUUUGUGUAUGCCUUUGUCCCCAAGUCCCCGACCUACUUUGAACAUGCUAACUGUUGA